Molecule: messenger RNA, 1532 nt
Organism: Moneuplotes crassus
Lineage: Eukaryota; Ciliophora; Spirotrichea; Euplotida; Euplotidae
Source: the annotation of a GenBank genome assembly
UGGCAAAGAAACAGAAGAAGACAAAGAAAGAAGAACAGGUUCAAUUUAACUUGAAAAGUCCAAGAACAAGAGAAGCAUGAAAGAAAUUAGGCUAUGAAUUCUCUGAGCUGAAGUUCAAGCCAAAGGAAGAGUUUGAUAUAAGCGAUCCUGAAAUUCUUGAAAUUCGAUUCAAAGCAAAUGAGGAAAGAAGAAAGCAAAAGAUUUAAAAACGUGCUAGUUGAAAGAAAAUCAAUCGUCGAAUCACAACCGAAAGCAUUAAAAGCAGCAUCAUCAGUUAGUUCCUUAUCUUCCAAACAAAGAUCUGUAAUGGACCCUCAGUGGUCUAAGAAAGUUCUAGAAGAAGACAAGGAAAUCAGAAGAGUUAAGAUGGGACUUGAAAUGGCUAAAAGAAUCAAAGAAAAAGAAAAAGAGGAGUAUCUUAAGAGAAUGAAAGAGAAAGAGGAACAAGAUAGAAAUGCCUUUGAAAAUGAUCAAGAAUUCAGAAAACAACUUCAGAAAGAUGAUACUCUGAAGCUUAAAUUCCAUGAGGAAUUAAGAAGAAAAGACUUUGAAAGAACUUUAAAAAAGCAAGAAGAUGAAGAAAAAGCUCUCAAAAGAAAGCAACGAGAACAACUUGAGGAAGAAAGGCAACAGCUAAAACAAAUGGAGGAGGAGCAUCAAAAGUAUCUCCUAGAAUUGAAGAAUAAGGAAGAAAAUAAGCUCAAAUCUAAAGAAGAACUAAAGAGUAUAACUGAGAAAAUACUACAAAAGCAGAAAGAAGAGAUAGAACUUAAAAAGAAACAGCUCUUACAAAGAGAGAAAGAGGACGAAGAGAGAAUAAAAGAAAUUCGUCAGAAGAAUGCUUUAAUCAACGAAAGAAUAAAACAAGCUAGGAUAGAAAAGAUCAAAGCUGUUAGACAAAAAGAGAAAGAGCUUAACGUUCCUAAAAUAAACUACGAAAAGGAGAAAAAGAUUGAAAGAGUCUUGACAGAUAUUGAGAAAAAGAAGAAACAGAGCUUAAAAUAAGUUAGAGAUGAAGAACGAAUAUAUUGAGAAGAUCCGUAAACAGAAUGAAAACUUAAUCGAACAAAAAUUAUCUGAGCUCAAACAUAAACAAACUUUAGCUGAAGAGAGAAUAAAGAAGAAGCACAAAAUUUUUGAAAGAGAAAAGGCUCAUCAGAAAGCAAUCAAUGAAGAAAAGGAGAAAUAUAGGAAGAAAAUAUAUGUUACAAUGGAAGAACAUUUGGAGCAGAAAAAGAAAGAUGUGGUGGACAAGAUUGAGACUAAAGAACAAAAGAUGAAAGCCCAAUUUGAUAAGACCCAAAGGCAGAGGAAAUUACAUGCAGAAUUGGUCAAGAUUAAGAAUGAAGAGAGACUUGAAGAAGCAAGGAGGUUGGAGAAAGCAAAAUCAUACCAAAUAUUGAAGAAGAAGGAGGAGAUUGAAGAAGAGAACAGAAGGAAUGAAUUAAUCAAAGCUGAAAAGGAAAAGAUAGAGAACUUGAAAAAGCUGACGUUGAAGAAAGAAAAAGUAUAAAUUCAAUAGUAAUUCAGAA